AUGGCGCCAAAUUUGAUCCUGUCCAAGAGCGAGUCGACAGACGCUGGGGAGGUGGCGCUCACGCUGACUGAAUUUUAUUGUCCGCGACAGCGUUCCUGGUUCGGGAGGAAAACCUCAAGCCUCUUCUCUGGACGACUAGCGAGGAUCUGCCGAGGUGGGGGCGGGAUGGUGAUGAGUUUGACUACCUACUCGAUCCUGGUGCUCGUCCUCGUUCUCGCGGUCUGCGUGGAGCUCGGUGACGCCGCCACCGCCGUCGACGCGUACCGGCUGAUCCAGUACGAUCUCGAUGGCGCACCCUACGGAUCUCGGCUGGCGGCCCUGAAUCAUUUUGCCGGAGUGGCUCCCUUUGCUUCCGGUGUCGAUCUCUCACGCACCGCCGUCAUCCUGCCUCUCCGGGAUCUCAAUUUCACCCUUCUCCACGAGUUCAUAACCGGGAAGCAGCAAUUAGGAGGAUUGCUAUUUUUGCUUCCUCAAGACACUGAUAACGCGAGAAAAGAUACAGGGCCAAUAAGAACCAUAUUGUCUAAGCUGGAACAUUUGCUCAUUCAUGCCAACCUACCCUAUCCAGUUUACUUUGCUCACGAGGAUGACAAGAUAAAUGAGGUGCUACCUGAUGUUCAACGAGGUGAUGGUACAGGUCAACCUGCUUCAGCAACCACUGGAGGCUUCAAGUUGGUUGUGUCAACGUCAGAACCUAAAAAACUAUCAUCUCCAACAAUCACAAACAUUCAGGGGUGGUUGCCAGGCCUAAAAGGAGAUGGUACUUCACAACUCCCAACUAUUGCGGUGGUUGCUUCCUAUGAUACUUUUGGGGCUGCUCCUGAACUUUCCGUAGGAAGUGACAGCAAUGGAAGUGGAGUGGUAGUUCUUUUGGAGAUUGCAAGACUAUUUUCACGACUAUAUUCAAAUCCAAAUACUCGCGGUAGAUAUAACCUUCUUUUUGGUUUGACAUCAGGGGGACCUUAUAACUACGAUGGAACCAUGAAGUGGCUUAGGAAUUUUGAUCAACGUAUACGUGAGAGCAUUGAAUUUGCUAUUUGCUUGAAUAGUGUUGGCUCUUGGGACAAUGAGCUAUGGCUUCAUGUCUCCAAGCCUCCAGAGAAUGUGUAUAUAAGACAAGUUUAUGAGAGUCUAGCAGAUGUUGCAAAGGAGCUUGAUGUUACAAUUGGCAUAAAGCACAAGAAGAUUAAUAUCUCAAAUUCACGUGUUGCAUGGGAGCAUGAGCAAUUUUCCAGGGUAAGAGUCACUGCUCUCACUCUUUCAGAACUUUCAGUUGCACCUGAAUUACUACAUAACACAGGAGGACUGUCUGAUUCAAGGGAUUCAGUGGAUGAUACAGCAAUCCAGAAGAGCAUCAAGUUAGUUGCUGAGAGUCUUGGGAGGCAUAUCUAUGGGUAUCACGGGAGAAAUGUUCAAAUUUUUGCCGACAAUAGUAGUUUGGCAUUGAAUCCAUUCUAUGUUAAAUCGUGGUUGGAUCUUUUAUCCCAAACACCUCGAGUAGCACCCUUUCUCUCAAAGAAUGAUGCAAUUGUCUCUGCUUUGAAAAAGGAAUUGGCUGAUCAUACGGAUGAAGUGAAUGUGUAUCAUGAGACUAUUGAUGGGAUGUUCACUUUCUAUGAUUCUACGCGCUCCACACUUAGCAUAUACCAGGUCACAAGUGUUGGUUUUGAUUUUGUUAUGCUCGCGAUAAUUGGCCUUUAUCUGAUCGUCCUUUUUACUGUUCUGGUCAUCGCAACACGAGGUUUCGAUGAACUCCUACUUAUGAUUCGACGUCCUCCAACUCGCAAGUCCAAAGCAGCAUGAGCAUGAGUCGCAUUUUGUUAACUUAUCAGCAAGACUAACACAGCCGAAGAGAAUUAAUCUCUCAAUGGACGAUGUAUUGUUAUUGAAUUAUUUUAGCCGUGUACGAGUUUAUGUUAUUUUUAGCGAUCGAAUUCAGUUGGAAAUUUUGGUGCUAUUGUUUUAAUUAUGUUUCCUUAAUAAGAUCGAUUAGCUGUAAAAGCUUCUAUUAUCAGCAAGGUUAUUGGAAAA
Molecule: messenger RNA, 2031 nt
Organism: Zingiber officinale
Lineage: Eukaryota; Viridiplantae; Streptophyta; Magnoliopsida; Zingiberales; Zingiberaceae
Product: nicalin-1-like
Exons: 16
Coding region: 1-1803 (600 amino acids)
Biological process (GO): regulation of signal transduction
Cellular component (GO): endoplasmic reticulum membrane
Source: RefSeq, a predicted model, not a curated record